UUGCAGCAUCAGUACCGCGUUCGGAAUCGCAUUCGUGUGCUGGAGUCAGAGCGCGCUGCGGGGCAUCACUGCACCGCCACGGAGGACACUCCAUUACAGAACCAGGAACGGGGGAAAAGGGGGAAAGGCGUGAAAUAGUGCAGACGGGAAAGAACAGGGCGCCCUUUUUUCCCGACACCACCUAAAUCUGUGGGAAAUUAAACAGGAGUCAGACAUUCGCUAAUAAUAAAUCCACGAACACAGCGGACACCUCAAGCGAUAUUUUUGGCCAGCACGGCGGGGAAAAAAUGAAGGAUCGCACGCAGGAACUACGAAGUGCUAAGGACAGUGACGAUGAUGAGGAAGUCGUUCAUGUCGACCGAGACCACUUUAUGGAUGAAUUUUUCGAACAGGUGGAGGAGAUCCGUGGCUGUAUUGAAAAGCUGUCAGAAGAUGUAGAACAGGUCAAGAAGCAGCACAGUGCCAUCCUAGCAGCACCCAACCCUGAUGAAAAGACCAAGCAGGAGUUGGAGGACCUCACAGCUGACAUUAAGAAAACAGCCAAUAAAGUGCGCUCUAAAUUAAAAGCAAUCGAACAAAGUAUCGAGCAAGAGGAGGGGUUGAACAGAUCAUCUGCAGAUUUGCGGAUCCGCAAGACACAGCAUUCCACGCUGUCACGCAAGUUUGUAGAGGUGAUGACAGAGUACAACACCACGCAGUCCAAAUACAGAGACCGCUGCAAGGACCGUAUUCAGAGACAACUGGAAAUUACUGGCAGAACGACUACCAAUGAGGAGCUGGAAGACAUGUUGGAAAGUGGGAAGCUUGCCAUCUUCACUGAUGAUAUCAAAAUGGACUCCCAGAUGACCAAGCAGGCUCUAAAUGAGAUUGAGACCCGACACACUGAGAUCAUUAAGUUGGAGAACAGCAUCCGUGAGCUGCACGACAUGUUUGUGGACAUGGCCAUGCUUGUGGAGAGUCAGGGAGAGAUGAUUGACAGAAUUGAGUAUAAUGUGGAACACUCUGUGGACUAUGUAGAGAGAGCAGUUUCUGACACCAAGAAGGCUGUCAAAUACCAGAGUCAGGCACGCAAGAAGAAGAUCAUGAUCAUCAUCUGCUGUGUAAUUUUGGGAGUGGUUUUGGCGUCCACUAUCGGAGGAACCCUGGGCUUCUAAACGAUAUGAAGAAAGACAAACACUUGGAAAGCUGAGUGUUUUAUCCACUUAAACACUAAAUAAGGAAACUGUCAUAAAACGGGGGCUGGGUAGGGUUAAAAAUUGAAUAUUCAGAAAUCAAACAAUCAAAAAAUUAAAAAAAAGGAGAUGUUAUGUACUAGCUGAUUUAAAUAUAUACAAAAGUGGGUUCAAAUAAACAUAAUAUUUACAAACUGUACAUGUAAAUGUAUUGAACAUAAAGCAGCACAUGGGUUACUACCUGUAAAGGAAUAAUAUAUAUAUAUUUAUUUUUUGUUAUUUUUUUUCAGCGUUGCUUUCAUUUUGUGGGGGGCUUCCAGGACAGUGCCAGCAACUGCUUAAUUGUUUUAUGUUCGAGCAGAACAUGGUGUUUGGCAAACCACACUAGCAUUAUAAAUACUAACCAACUGACUGCAUAGAUGUUAUAGAUAGUAGUUCUAGUCUGAUUUCAAUGGCCUAAGAUUCCAAGUGGUUGCCAGAAAUCAGAUGAAAUCUCUCAUUAAUUACAUUAUUAGCUCAUUACCUAUGGAGUGCUGUAGUUUUAAAGCACCGUCAACCUCAUAGCCAAAUUUCUGUCUUAAUACUUUUACUGCAGGCAACCGUAAACGAACUAGAUUCAAAGAACUAAGCAGCACACAUUUUGAAUUGUGAGAGGAAGUGAUAUUACCAAGUUUGUACAUGGAAAUGAUUUCGUUUUUACUUCAUUUGCUGUAGACAGCGAAGGAACAUUUCAUUUGAACUCGUUUAGAAAGCUACACUUGGAUCGAAAGGGUGGCAUUGCGCAAACUGUUUAACUAUGCAGUUUUGAUAGUGAUUUGCCCCUGCUUUUUGAAUUAAUUCAUGAAAACCUAUAGAAAGAUUCUGAAAGACAAAAGAGACUAAAUAUUUUUAUCUACACCGAAGAUUUCUUAUAUGGAACAUUUACUGAAAAGUCAAUACUUGAAGUAAUGCCUAGCCUAAAUAUUAUCUUUUGGAGGGUGUUUAGCUCUGCUGAAAUUAAUUUCUUAUUUUACGUUAGUUUUACACUUUUUUUUUAUUUGCCUUGUUUCAUAAAAUGCAUAUAUAUUUUACAUUAUAAUAUAAAGAAUAGACUUGAACAGGACCGUUUAGGUUUUGAAGCAUUGAUUUGAGAGUAUGCUUGACGUUUCACCUUGGUGCUAGUUAAUGAAGAGAGACUAAUAAAAUUGAAUACGGGGAAGUGAUAGUGACACUUUUAGAUCCUUAUUCUUAAAUUCUACAUAUCUGGAAAAAAAUGGGAAUAAGAGCGGUGCAGACGUUGAUGAGCUAUCUUAUUAAAUAUUUACCUGUAGAGGCAUUCUUCAGUUCAAUUGAAAAAACUUUAAUGGUUGGUCAGGACGCUUAUUAUGCACAGAAUAAAAAUUAAGACAACUCUAUAUGAAAUAACUCAAAUAUAGCUCUGAAGACCGAGAAAGAAAGCAUGUAAAGAAAACUCUAGCUUAGAAAAAGACGCUUCGAUUUUGUCCAAAGAUUAUUUGUAUUUUUUUUCAGCUGUAUCAUGAACUCGUCGCAUCCUUUUCUUUGCAGACUGAAAGUGCAAGUAUGGUUAAUUAUGUACUAUUUGUUUUAAAUUCAAGGGCUAAAAUUCAAAACCAAACUUUAGCUCUGUUUUUUUUUUUUCAAUCAACAAUCCCCCUGGGCUUUAUUCAGAUUUGUUGCACUCUUAGAACGCCCUUACCUUCAUGUUCAUGACAUUCAUGACAUGUAUCAACUCUGAACGUGCACUCCUUUUCUCAAUAUGGACUUCAUUUUCCAUGUACUGCUUAUCAUAGAAUAUAUAACAGGAGCCCCCCUACCCCGUCUCGCCACCCCUUUACCUACUCAAAGCAAAGUAGUAGGGAACAGGAAUGAUUUUGGGAAUAAAUACUGUACACUUUUUACAAAGCCUGAGGCAGAGGGCUGGGACUAUUUUGCUUUAACCAUUCCAGUAACGUCCAGCAUGUUUUCUUUGAAACUUAUGUGUAUUUAGUGUCGAAUCACUUACAUGUAUGGUAAAAUGAGGUAAAUAUGUAUGUCGGUGUUGUUUUUUAGUAGACUGAUAUAGCUGGAAGGCCCUUAUUUGUUAACGCAUGCAACUUUCGCUUUGUUAGUUUGCAUGGCUCUCGAUCAUGUGUGCACUUUACAAUCAAAGAAAACAAUGUCUUAUACCGCCACAUUUUUUGGGUUGUACCUUUUUCCGUUUUGUAAAUGUUUUUUUUUAUUUUUUAUGAUGAUUUAUUAUGACUCUCUAAGGGUUGGAUUUGGGGGGGGGGGGGGGGUGACUUAAUUUAAUAGUUCUGCUGCCUAUUUCAUCAUGACCCUGACGAUGCUGGAGUUUUACUGUGGUCCUCAUGAAUGUGUUCCCUGUGGAUGUGCACAUGAAUACAAAAAUCUGUUUGUUGUAGGGUAUUUUGCUCCCAAAUCACAUCCGUAGUGUAAAACUAUGUAUUCCUCCCUCCUCGCCCUCUGGAAACACUCUGGGUAUGAAUCAUUUUUGCGCAUCUUGUUCAUUUUCCCUUCCCCUGAUGUUUUGAUUGUUGUGCUUAACUGGUGAUGAUAUGUGAAUUAUUUUGUAAGACUAUUCUUUAUUGUGAGUCGUGUGCUGCGGUGUCAAAUUGUGCAACUCAAAAGGCCAUGUAUGCGUGCCCUGUCCCUUUGGCAUUUUUUCCUUUUUUACGUACACGUUGCUGUAUAUGUGAGCAUGAGCAUUUGUGUGUAUGUGUGUGUGUGCUCGUCUGCUGUUGGAGCCCUCGGUCGCACCGGCCUCGGGCACAAGGGGCUUCUCUGGUCUGCAGGUCUAUGGUAUGCAGCUCUAGCGCUCCAGUUCUGUGCCGACUUCAUUAAAAUGUUAAGAAAAGUAAUAAGCCUAAAAAGCCAAAGCAUUAAUGCGAGUACAGAGCACAAUGUUACAGUCAACUGUAUUGUGUAGUUCUCCCUGCCCUUAAAUCUUGUGAACUUUCUUGCGUAUACAUUUAUGUUUUCAGUUCCGCCGAUUUCAGCGUCAAGGUUCUUGAUAUAAAAGGUUGAUUUAUUUAUAUUCAUUCUGAACAAUGUGUAUAAUGUAUACUACACAAGCUUGUUCGUUUUAAAGCACUUUCUCUAAAAACAGCUACGUACAAAACAAAUAUACCCCCAACGAUGUUCAAAUGUUGUAUGGAUCUUAAGGUUUUUUUUUUUUUUUUUUUAUGAUGCUGUUCAUGUUAUCAUUUUCCCCCUUGUUCAACUCACCUGCUUUGCUUCCUCUGUGCUGGCAAUACAUUAGACGUAGACAUUAGAUCAGCUCUGGUUAAAAGAAAAUGAAAUAAUAAUAAUUUAAAAAAAAACUGUAUAGUAACACGGGCACAGAUCUGGAUGAAAGUUUUCUCAGUUGUCUUAAUUUCAUUUUUCAACACUGUGUUUAUUGAUGUUCGUUACACAGACACUGAUAUGACCAGACAGCACUGGCAUAACACAGCACAUUGAGAAGGCAUUUUGUAAAUGAAUGAAAAUUACAAACUACUAUAUAUUUAAGAAAAAAACUAUGUACCUUUUAGAGCUUAACUGCAUAGUCUUUUUGGUUGGGGUUGUUGAGUGCCUCAUCACUGCAGGUGAAGAAAAAGCCCUUACGCCCAACCCACAUAGUGAGUGAGCGGAGAAACGACGAAACUAGAAUGCUCCCGCCAUGAUCAACGGAGCCAUCUGCUGCUAUGUAGACUGCUUUGUGGAUUGUAACGCUCGCUGCUUAGUUUCCACAUGUACUUUAGCAGCUCUCGAAGACUUUUAUUUUAACCAAUACGACUUCUCGAUCCACGGCUAAUGAGCGCCCAAGACCUGCGAUCGUGAUUUUUCUCAACAGCCCCAGCCAUGUUCCUCCUUAAUUUCAUCCCCUUUUGUGUCAUUCCUUUGAUGUAUAUUCCCAUUAAACUUUAUACCAGUAUUCUUGUUUCAGUGUUAGGUUUAGAAUGAGGUAACAGUUUGUGCUCAAACUGUGAUUUCAGCAAAGUGAUCAUCAAUUACAGAGAAUGGCCUGUAAUGAUGUGAUGAAAACACUAUUCUAAUUUGAACUGGAAGAUGACUGGAUAAGGAUGACAACUGAAUUAUACCAUUAUCAAAUGUGAUGAAUUAUAUAACUACAAUGAUUUAAAGAAUCCCGAGAAGUUGUGUUAUUAGUAGUACUAUUGAAUGCUCGCGGUUUUGUCGAUCUGAACUGAAUCUUUGUCUUGUAAUUAUUGUAAAUAUUUCAAAGAGAGAAAAAAUGACUUGCAUGUCCAUGUAUAAAACUACUAAAAUAGUUCCUGUCAAAGUUGUGAGGUUGAUUGAUUUUCUUGUUCUUUGCCCUGGUCGCAGCACUUUGCUGUCGACCGACCUCUUGCUUGUCUUAAAGCAGCAUCCAACGCUUUCAGUGAUGUCAAGGGUGCUUUAUAAUGAAGAAAAGGAACAACGCUUUACACUUUUCAGAUUCAAUACAAUAAUAUGUUGCGUUACCUCAGAGAGCCAUUACCUGUUACCGAAAAAAAACAACAACAGUGCUUCCCUCCAUGUACACCAUCGAUAGGUCUACAGGUCAAAUACACACCAUCUGUAGCUUCCAGGCACUUAAAACGCUUUUCUUAGCAGAGGUCCACCACAUUGGCAGUGGCAAAUUUAGAAAACAAUCAGUGCCAUUUUUGUGCAUUUCGUGAUGCAUGUUUGGAUGCUUUCUUAAUCAGUGUUGAUUAAAAUACAUUGCGGGUGUAAAGUGUAGCAUGGCUUAAACUCAAAAGCUCUAGUUAACCGUAAUGCGGGGUGAGCUCUGCUCUUAUACGAAGAGCACAGUUCUUGGGAUUGGGCAUUUUCUUGCUUGAAGCAAACAGAAAAACACUCAUCUGUGCAAUACAAAGAAAAGGGCUUUUCACACAUGCAUUUGAAAGCACUGCAGAAUGCCGACUUCAAUAUUAUUGUGGGAGUUGAGGGAAACAAAGAUCCACUAUUCAUGGUUCCAGCCAUCGUUUUACUUGUCGCCAAACAUCUUCUAGCCCAACUAGGAUCUAAGUUGAAAGUGCAAUCAGGGCAGAAACCACAAUGAGAUGGGCACCAAGGAUGGAAAGGAAGGAAUUAAAUCGAUUUCUGCAACUUUGACUGGAAUUGCAACCUCUGUCUUUUAUUUUCUGUGUGUGUAUGUGUGUACUGUAUUGUAAAAAAAGGAAAAAGAUACAAACAAACAACAUAACUGUUCCUCUCUCCCCCUCUCUCUUGUAAUACUGUUUGCUGUUCUGUUUGGUUAGUGUGGCGUACCAGUAUCCUUCUCCUCCCCGAAAAACCCUUUGCUAUCUUCCUCCCUUCUCUUAAAAUCUCUCUCUCUUUCUCUCUCUCUCUCUCUCUCUUUCUCUCUCUCUCCUCCAUGGAUCUUUAAGAUGAGAACUCUAUGCAGAUGUCUUUUAUAAGUGUGUCAAAAUUUAAUUUAAAGUUAAAAUGAAAAAAAGAAAAACCCCAACAAACAGAUAUUAUGAACUGAAACAAAAAAAAAAAUAAAGAAAAAAACGAUUGUCCAGUGUACAA
Messenger RNA from Carassius gibelio (silver crucian carp), 6686 nucleotides. RefSeq names its product syntaxin-1B. Gene Ontology annotation, molecular function: SNAP receptor activity; SNARE binding. The record is from RefSeq and is a predicted model, not a curated record. Gene Ontology annotation, cellular component: SNARE complex; plasma membrane; endomembrane system. Lineage: Eukaryota; Metazoa; Chordata; Actinopteri; Cypriniformes; Cyprinidae. The coding region runs from base 288 to 1154 and encodes 288 amino acids. The transcript is spliced from 10 exons. Gene Ontology annotation, biological process: intracellular protein transport; vesicle fusion; exocytic insertion of neurotransmitter receptor to postsynaptic membrane.